Molecule: messenger RNA, 846 nt
Organism: Penicillium bovifimosum
Lineage: Eukaryota; Fungi; Ascomycota; Eurotiomycetes; Eurotiales; Aspergillaceae
Product: putative short-chain dehydrogenase/reductase family protein
Exons: 4
Coding region: 1-846 (281 amino acids)
Molecular function (GO): oxidoreductase activity
Source: RefSeq, a predicted model, not a curated record
AUGGCUGCCACUACCCCUCGAGGACGCCUCCAAGGAAAGAAUGCCAUUAUCACUGGCGCCGCCGGUGGCAUUGGUCUUGAAACCAGUAUCCUAUUCGCUCGCGAGGGGGCCAACGUCCUGAUGGCCGACGUCUCCGAGCCGGCUCUUGCAAAGGCCUUGGCCAAGGUCAAGGAAGUAGUGCCCACCGCCCCUCGGGUCGAAUCCAUCCGAUGUGAUGUGUCCAAGGAGUCGGACGUACAAGCAAUGGUCGAGUCACAGGAUAGCUGGGGAGGCAUGGACGUGAUCUUCAACAAUGCGGGAAUCAUGCAUGCCGACGAUGCUGAUGCCAUCGACACCCCCGAGAGGAUCUGGGAUCUCACACACAACAUCAAUGUUAAGGGUGUCUGGUUCGGUAGCAAGCACGCCGUCCUCAGUCUGCGUCGUCACAAGAAGACUCGUGGCAGCAUCAUCAACACUGCUAGCGUUGUCGCAUUGGUGGGCGCUGCUACUCCUCAGCUGGCCUAUACAGCAAGCAAGGGUGCGGUCCUGGCCAUGACUCGGGAGUUGGCCAUUGUUCACGCUCGUGAGGGCUACCGCUUCAAUGCUCUUUGCCCCGCCCCUCUGAAUACUCCACUUUUGCAGGACUGGCUCGGUGAUGACAAGGCCAAGCGACACCGUAGGGAGGUGCACUUCCCCACCGGCCGGUUCGGUGAGGCCAUUGAGCAGGCUCACGCUGUGGUUUUCCUUGCCAGCGAUGAGAGCAGCUUUGUAAAUGGAACAGACUUUGUCGUCGACGGUGGAAUGACCAAGGCUUAUGUGACCCCGGAGGGUCCGGCCACCCCUGCGCCUAUGAACAAUGGCCAUUGA